Molecule: messenger RNA, 1599 nt
Organism: Talaromyces atroroseus
Lineage: Eukaryota; Fungi; Ascomycota; Eurotiomycetes; Eurotiales; Trichocomaceae
Exons: 4
Coding region: 1-1599 (532 amino acids)
Source: RefSeq, a predicted model, not a curated record
AUGGGGAAGUUCGUGCCGCCUCAAUCACAGGGUCGCCCUCGCGAUAGGAGCCCUUCCUAUACAAAAGCGAUCAUUAUAUCAUGCUUGUUGGCUUUGGGUGUCAUCAUAAACAUUCGGCAGUGGACAUUGACCGCUGAAAUCAUCAGAAAUGAACGUACACAACACGACCUAAGCGAGCCAACCGAGCCCUCGGAGUUCGCAUGGCAUCAGAUUACACCAACAAAAAAUCUGGAAUAUCACCCCUGCUUUGGUGGUUAUCAGUGUGCUCGGCUCGAGCUGCCGAUGGAUUGGAACCGGACAGAUGGCGCUGGCGAAAAAAUCGCAUUGGCGAUCACGAAACUCCCAGCCAAAGUUCCCGUCACUGACAAAAGAUACGGAGGCCCUAUAUUAUUGAAUCCAGGCGGGCCUGGCGGUUCGGGUGUGUUAAUGCUCCUAAAAUAUGGCCAGCUACUCCAAAGCAUUGCCGACUACAAUUCUCUUGCACCAGCAGCAUACGACGACCAAGGAAAGUACUUCGACAUCAUUAGCUUUGACCCUAGAGGCGUCAAUAAUACGACUCCCGGGUUUUCUUGCUUUCCGGACGCUCAAUCUCAAUAUGAGUGGAACUUGCAAACAGAAGCGACAGGCAUAUUAGGUAGUUCAGAUAAUGCGCUCCACCAAAUAUGGGCUAGAUCGGAAGCUCUAGCAGCAGCUUGUGCGAAACCCACGCCUGGCUCGGAAUGGUUGGGCAAUUUCAUGAACACCCCUCCCGUUGUGGCAGAUAUGGUUGAGCUUAUUGAACGACAUGGGGAGUGGCGUGAACAGGAAACCGAGAAACUUCUAGCUGGGAAUACCAUUCAGUUACUCCCGGGUGAAACGAGAGAAAUGGUCAGACAACGCAAUGUCUGGCAAAAAGGCGACGAGAAGCUAUUGUACUGGGGGUUCUCGUACGGAUCCAUUCUUGGGAUGACUUUUGCGGCAAUGCAGCCUCACCGGGUUCACCGAGCCGCGAUUGACGGUGUCUGUAAUGCCACCGAUUACUAUACCGGAAGGUGGCUAGCAAAUCUUCAAGAUUCCGAUUCCAUUGUUGACAAGUUCUGUGAAUAUUGCCACCAAGCGGGUCCUGAAGUCUGUCCCUUUGCAACAGGUGAAAGUGCUGAAGAUACCAAGAUAUACUUCGAUCAGAUACUCUCUUCCAUGCAAACUGGCCCGAUCGUAGUUUCUGGAAAUCCCAAUCGAGCUCCAGAUGUGGUCACCUAUAGUGACCUAAAGACCUUGAUUGGAGAAGCACUAUAUGCCCCAUACAAACUGUUUGAGCCCCUGGCGAAGGUUAUUGCAGAAGUUAGCCGUGGAAAUGGCACCUAUUUAUCACAGCUGAAGGAAGAAAACCGGGAAGAGAUACGACCAACCCCAUCUCGAUGUCAGAACGACGAUGUAUUAUGGGAGACAUGUGGCCAAUUCUACGACUAUCUUGCUUGGGGUGGAAGGAAAAACCAGCCUGGCGGUUCGAAGGUAUAUCCUCCUCCUCUUCGUGACCACAAGAUGCAGAAAGCUGAUGUCAAAUUCUGGGGAAACCAGGCGAGAUUGCUGGCGAUACGGCGCAUCCAUUACUUUUCAUAG